CAAGGAGAUGUUUUGGGCCAGAACCUGAAACAAGGUACUAAGUAGAACUAAUUGAUACAAUGCUUGUGUUCACACCAGUACUCAUUGGAGUUCACAAGUAUGGAAGAUUCACAAAGCAAACUUUGUGAAUUCACACCUCCCUUAGGUGUGCCUCCAGAAGGAGGAGUCAACCUUUGGGAGAUGAUAUAUAAGAAGCGGACUCAGUUGGGAGUUCAGCUGAAUUUAGAUUGAGAGGGGAGCUUGUAAUGUGAGUUCAGGCAGAAGCCCUCUCUGAGUGAGGAGUUUUACUUCGGAACAUUGACUGGGGUCGGAGAGGAGCACUCUGGGAGAUUGAGAGGCAGAAGCCCUCUCUCAGAGGCAAGACAGAUUCAAUUUGGUGCUGGCUCUGGAGGCUGAAGAAAGCAGAGGCAAAAGCAAAGGACGAAGCUGCAAGAGCUCUUAGAACCAAGCAGAGAGAGAGGCCUCUAAGCUAACCGGGCUAUAUUGGAGGCAAUAAAAGAUCUGAACUUUUAUCAUCUGGCUGCGUUUUGAGGUGAUUAUUACUUUCAACUGCAACAAAAGCUGCCUCCAGAAAACCUCCCCAAGAAACCUGCUUGCUCCCAGAGGGAACCAUUAUUAUUUUAAAAAAGAAAAACACCACACAUAUAGUUAUAAAAAUAACAGCAACAUUGAGAUCAGUUUGAUUCAUAGCAGGGUUUGGGACUGUAACAUAGGUCCUGCAAUGUUUGUCUCAGCUCUGGGACCACCUGGUGCCUGGUGUGAAGCAGUUAUGGGGUUUUCCUGUGAUUGAGCCCAUGGGGAAGGUGAGGGAAAAGUCGGGGAACAGUCUGUCUGUCAGGCUUUAGCUCUGGAAAACACGAGUAAAAAGAAAUUUUAUUAAAAACAACAACAACCAAAAAAAAAAAAAAAGUUAACUCAAAACUAGAAGCAGGUUUGCCUAGAUUUACAUGUGAGAUUGCCAAGAAAGGGAAGGAGCCUAUUUGGACCACAGGUCUUCGCAUUUGGACCUGGGACUAACCGAGAGAUAAUGGAGUCUUUUUUAGGCCAUUUAACAAACAAGGAAACUCAGGCACACGAUCUUAGGAAAACAAGAACUAAGACAUAUUUGGGGCAGAAUUUGAGCUGGGGACCAGCUGCUUCCGAAGCUCUGCGUGUGGCAGCGUCCACCCAGAGCUGCUCUUUCCGUUAAGGAGGGGCGGACUCUGCUCCAGUGUAGGGCGGGCUGGGAGGAGGAGGAAGAGAGGGAGAAGGAAGCCGACUGGGUAGCGGAGGAAGAGGCGGGGGCAACAAUAGCGGCCAGGAAGAGACAGAGACUUACGGAGGGCGCCCCCCGGACUGCCACCAUGACCUCUGCGGAGCCUCGCGGCGGGGACUUCUCGGCCCCAGUAGGUGCUGUACUAAAUGUGACAGAAAUGGAUGCCUUAAUUAAAAGUGAAUUAUUUGAUCCAGCAGAAAAGUAUAAAAUGAAUUACAAGAGGAGAGGUGUAGCUUUGAUCUUCAAUCACGAGCGGUUCUUCUGGCACUUGACUUUGCCAGAUAGGCGUGGCACCAGAGCUGACAGAGAUAAUCUUAAACUAAGGCUUUCAAAUCUGGGGUUUGAAGUGAAUUGCUAUGAUGAUCUCAAAGCUGAAGAUCUGCUAAAGACCAUUCAUCAGGUGUCUACCUCUAGCCAUGUGGAUGCUGACUGCUUCUUGUGCGUAUUCCUGACUCAUGGUGAAGAAAAUCACAUCUAUGCUUAUGAUGCCAAAAUUGAUAUUCAGAAGCUCACCGCCAUGUUUAAGGGAGACAGAUGUCAGAGCUUAGUUGGGAAACCUAAGAUAUUUAUCAUUCAGGCAUGCCGGGGAGAACAGCACGAUGUCCCAGUCAUUCCUUUGGAUGUGGUUGAUUAUAAGACUGAAGAGGUGGAUGUCAAUGAAACUGAAGUAGAUGCUGCCUCAGUUUACACUCUCCCUGCUGGUGCUGACUUCCUCAUGUGCUACUCUGUUGCAGAAGGUUAUUAUUCUCACCGUGAAACAGUAAAUGGUUCCUGGUACAUUCAAGAUUUUUGUGAGAUGCUGGGAAAAUAUGGCUCCUCCUUAGAGUUUACAGAACUUCUCACACUGGUGAACAGAAAAGUUUCUCAUCGCAGAGUGGACUUCUGCAAGGACCCAAAAGCCAUUGGGAAAAAGCAGGUCCCUUGUUUUGCCUCCAUGUUGACCAAAAAGCUCUUCUUCCUUCCAAAGUCUAAUUAAGAUAUGGUCAGCCACCAUGUUUUAAACAUAUAUUUUGGAGGCAUGAUUUCUUCCUCCCCACAUCCCAUCCCCUUUCUUUUCAUACAAUUAAUGUCUUGAGAUAUGGGGCCCAGUGCCUUUUAAAUUUUUUAAUCAUAUGUCCAUUUAGGGACAGAAUCUCAUUGCUCAGCAGCACAAUUUAAAGUUGGGAAUUAUAACAGUUCCAAAAUAAUUCCAAAGUACUCAAAAUGGGUACUUUUGCUAAAUAUUCAUUUUUGAUCAUAUUUGCUAUUUACUAUGUUGGCAACAUUCUCAGGGAAAAUUCUUAGGGAAAUCUCCUUCCCAAGGGUUUAUGAAUAAUUGACUUUAAUUUCAUCCAAGCAGCUCUAAUUUGUAUUUGUGGCAUUUUUGUUUCUUUACCAACAUCUGUUUUUUAAUAGUCAUUUAAAGCUUUGUUAGAUGCUUGAGUGAAAGAUAAAAACAGCAGAUCAUUUUCCAUUAGCAUUUCAGUUUAAAAGGAAUAUUUGUAUCUUCUCUGGGACUUUUGGUUGUUUUAUAAAAUUAAAAAUAUUCUUAAAUAUCUGUGGUGUUUCAUAAUGACAUAAUGUUUCAUAAUCACCAAUACCUCUUACCCACCCUUUUAUAGCUUACGUACAUAUUAUCCAAUAAAUGGAUACCUGCUCUCUCCAAAUUUAAAGCCAAUGCCCACAGCCUGUACCACCAUUGUUCUGCUUGGGUACAUGUUUUUCCUUUAGCUUCCCAGUAUUUUACACUUGAAACUACACCCAGUCUAAGACAACUUCAUCUACAUAUUGUUGCCACUGCUUAAUUUAUGACAUCAUUCCUGUGGUACCCACAUUCUGCUUUAACUUGUUUCAUCUGUGAUUAUAUUUUAGAGUAGCAAAUUUGUGAUUACAUAAGUAAGGUGUGUCUGCACAAUUGAGAUUUUAUUCUCAGAUUCUAAAUUGUCAAUAAAUCUAAUGACAUAUCUUGCCGGAUUUUCAUCAUUCCUUCUCACCCCCGAUGAUUAUAGUUGAUGUGCUGCACGUUUUAGGUCAGUCUUUAAAAUUUAUUGUAACAGAAGAUUUUCUUUAGACUUUUUAAAAAGUCCUUUUUAGAUAAAUCACUACUUGAGUGAUUUGGUAAUUUAGUGAUCACUUGUUUAAGUGGCCAUUCAUAUCUAAUGGUAGGUGAGAUUCUUGUCCUCAUUGCAGAGGAAUGCUGGGAUGGUGACUAGCAGCCUCUCAAUCUUAACUCUCCACCUCCUUUUCUCCUCCCUGUGAAGGUACAAUAAGACUUAACCACUAUCCACUGGCUCUGUUCCAAAGAGGUAAAUACUCCAGAAUGUCGUACUUGGUGUACAGACCAUGAAAAAUUUUGGGGGCUCUAGGGAAAAUAUUACACAAUUCUGAUUGUCUCAGAGAAAUUAAAUGCUUUAACCACUGUACUGUCAUCCUAUCUUAAAUAUGAUUAUUUUAAAUAGUUUUUUAGAGCAAUGUAACCUAAGCUCAGUUGCCAUAAGGCUUGAGUUUUGGAAGCAAUAUGGACAGACCUAAAUUUUGUUUACACUUAUUAUAUGGGUAAUAAUUUGAUACUUUUGUAAUAAAAUCAUGUAAUUCUA
Molecule: messenger RNA, 3831 nt
Organism: Antechinus flavipes (yellow-footed antechinus)
Lineage: Eukaryota; Metazoa; Chordata; Mammalia; Dasyuromorphia; Dasyuridae
Product: caspase-6-like
Exons: 7
Coding region: 1344-2231 (295 amino acids)
Biological process (GO): proteolysis; arachidonate secretion; lipid catabolic process
Cellular component (GO): cytoplasm; extracellular region
Molecular function (GO): calcium ion binding; A2-type glycerophospholipase activity
Source: RefSeq, a predicted model, not a curated record